AUGUAUUCCCUCCGCGCCUUUGCUCCUGCGCGGCAAUGCCUACGAAAGCCGGCCGCCCAAUUAGUCCGCAUGUCCCCAUUGAAUACUCGUUGCUAUUCCAUUGCCGCUACGGAUAGAAUUGCUAAAUUCUCUGGCAAGAAGGGCCCCGACGGCAAAUACAAGGUUACAUUGAUUGAGGGUGACGGUAUUGGACCAGAGAUCUCACAAUCCGUAAAGGAUAUUUUCGCAGCUGCCAAGGUACCAAUAUCGUGGGAGUCGGUGGACGUCACUCCAAUUAUUAAAGAUGGCAAGACUGCUAUUCCAGAUGAUGCUAUUGCAAGCGUCAGGAGAAACUUUGUUGCCCUGAAAGGACCUCUUGCUACUCCCGUUGGCAAGGGUCAUGUUUCCCUCAACCUUACACUCCGCCGUACCUUUAAUCUUUUCGCCAAUGUCCGACCCUGCCGAUCUAUUGCCGGUUUCAAGACUCCCUAUGAUAACGUUCAAACCGUCCUUAUCCGUGAGAACACUGAGGGUGAAUACUCCGGCAUUGAACAUGUCGUUGUGGAUGGAGUUGUGCAGAGCAUUAAGCUCAUUACCCGGGAAGCAUCGGAACGAGUUCUCCGCUUUGCGUUCCAAUAUGCCCAGGAGGUAGGAAGAAAGAAGGUCCGCGUUGUGCACAAGGCCACCAUCAUGAAAAUGUCCGAUGGUCUUUUCUUACGUACUGCGAGAGAUGUGUCCAAGGAUUUCCCCGACAUCGAAUUCGACGAGGAGCUGCUUGAUAACACCUGCCUGAAAAUCGUCACGGAUCCUGUCCCCUACAACGAUAAAGUUCUCGUUAUGCCCAACCUCUACGGCGACAUCUUGUCUGACAUGUGCGCUGGUUUGAUUGGUGGCCUUGGUCUGACCCCUUCUGGUAACAUUGGCGACGAGUGUUCCAUCUUCGAAGCUGUUCACGGUUCUGCCCCUGAUAUUGCUGGCCAACAAAAGGCGAACCCAACAGCAUUGCUGUUGAGCAGUGUAAUGAUGUUGCAGCACAUGGGACUUCAUGAGCAUGCCAACAAGAUCCAAAACGCCAUCUUCGCCACCCUUGCAGAAGGAAUGACACUUACUGGCGACCUUGGCGGCAAAGCCAAAACCAGCGAAUAUGCCGGCGCCAUCAUCUCGAAGCUGUAA
Paracoccidioides brasiliensis Pb18 is the source of this 1152-nucleotide messenger RNA. RefSeq names its product isocitrate dehydrogenase [NAD] subunit 2, mitochondrial. The transcript has 6 exons. Gene Ontology annotation, cellular component: mitochondrion. The record is from RefSeq and is a predicted model, not a curated record. The coding region runs from base 1 to 1152 and encodes 383 amino acids. Gene Ontology annotation, biological process: isocitrate metabolic process; tricarboxylic acid cycle. Gene Ontology annotation, molecular function: NAD binding; isocitrate dehydrogenase (NAD+) activity; magnesium ion binding.